AUGGAUCCUAUCGCAAUCCACGAAGAUUACAUCCACCGGGAUUCCAUCUCGAGUGGCGAGUCCGCCCAAUUGGAUAGGCCGCAACUCACCAGAUUGGCUGCACAGAAAUCGCAGGUCUCGCUCGUAUCCAAUUCCUUGGUUUUGUCACGUCCUGCCGAAAGUACAAGUGGUGUCACUUUCGUCUCUUCCCAGCCAGACAACGCCAGUAUGGCGGCUAGCAUGGAGGCCAGCAUCAGUGGUACCAUUUAUAGUGACGGUGAGACUGCGCUACAUAGCCUUCCUGACACCCAGCCAGCCAUAGAUCUGGGUUUCAGGCCGCAAAAGGCAGAUAUGAACGACAACGAAAAUGCCUUCUUCGUGCAAAACAAGCAUUUUUUUAUCCUGUCGGUUGCUGGUAAACCGAUCUACUCGAUGCAUGGGUCCGAUGAGAUUCUCACGGUCCACGCGGGUAUUAUUCAGACGAUAGUUUCGUAUUUUGAGUUCAAUCCGGACGGCGAGACCGAGCAGCUGCGCACAUUCACGUUUGGUGGGGAGAAGAAAACGCGCUUUUGUUUCCUGAACAAAACGCCCAUUAUUUUAAUGGCAAUUUCGUCUGUUGACGAAAGCGAGCUGCAGCUGAACCAGCAGCUGGAUUUUCUAUACAACUUUCUUCUCACGAUCUUGAGCAAGCCUCACAUAGACAAAGUCUUUCGAAAAAGAGAUAAUUUCGACCUGAGAAAGUUGCUGGGAAAAGCCGAUAUAGCCUGUUUAGACUCGAUAUGCAACGAUCUCGCUAAUUUCAACAACCCAGGGCUUAUCAUUGGCGGUUUGGAAUGCCUCAGAAUGCGCAAGUCUGUGAGACGACGGAUCGAAAAUCUGCUGCUUGCUGAAAGAUCGGAAAACUUGUUGUAUGCGUUGCUGGUAGCUCCUGGUGGGAGACUUAUCACUGUAUUACGUCCACGUCGGCAUACAUUACACACAUCGGAUUUGCAAUUGCUGUUUUUCAUGAUUUUCAACACAAAUACGUUUAGAUCGACGCCUGAGGAAAAUGAAGCUCAACAGCUUGCAUCAAAUGAAGAGUUCUGGGUUCCAGUAUGCUUCCCAAAGUUCAAUCCUAACGGUUUUCUCUAUUCAUUUAUUCAGUUCGUGGAUUUGAAAGACAAGAAAUUGAUGUACCUGCAUGAUUUGAACAUGAGUGCGCUGAAUCAGGACGCAAACCCGGAUGCAAGCAAAAUCACUGUCAUACUUGUGAGCGCGUACAAGGACAGCUUCUUCGAGAUGAGAAAGAUCGCAAGCUCUAUCAUCAAGUCUCUGAAGCUCAAUAGAACAAUAUACAGAGACCUCUUUAAGGCAGUCGUUGGCACACAAGGGGCUAACGGCGAAACGGGGGUCAGCUCGGGCAAGGUGGACCCAGUGGAAAUACCUGCGCCACUGGUUCAGCAUUUUGUGUUUAAGAGCAAGAAACAUACACAGUUCGUUUUCUCAAGAUUAGCACAUCAGCGGGAGCCUGACGAAAGUAUGAGAGGUCAAUUGAUGAUGCUCUAUGCGCAUUUACACUCUCGCUUUUCUGGUGCUUCUCGGAUCACAGGCUCGCAGCAGGAUUCGGAUUUUUUAGAUGAAAGCCAUUUUAUUAAUCUGGUCAGAUGGAAACAUCACAACGAUAACUUAGUCGGUUUCUUGAUUACGACCACCAAUUAUGAACUCUAUCUACUCAUCAAUGGAGGCAUUAUGGACAAAAAAGUGUUGCUACGCUCAUGCAAAAACCUAAUUAAGUGGUGCAAAAAGAAUCAAGAUCGUUUGUUCAUCUCUGGGGGUGCAGUGUUCUAA
Ogataea haglerorum is the source of this 1806-nucleotide messenger RNA. RefSeq lists its product as uncharacterized. The transcript has a single exon. Gene Ontology annotation, biological process: vesicle-mediated transport; protein targeting to vacuole. Gene Ontology annotation, cellular component: Mon1-Ccz1 complex; fungal-type vacuole membrane. Bases 1 to 1806 code for a protein of 601 amino acids. The record is from RefSeq and is a predicted model, not a curated record. Lineage: Eukaryota; Fungi; Ascomycota; Pichiomycetes; Pichiales; Pichiaceae.